Messenger RNA from Tripterygium wilfordii, 360 nucleotides. Its product is annotated as SKP1-like protein 15. Bases 1 to 360 code for a protein of 119 amino acids. Gene Ontology annotation, molecular function: cullin family protein binding. The transcript has a single exon. The record is from RefSeq and is a predicted model, not a curated record. Gene Ontology annotation, cellular component: cytoplasm; nucleus. Gene Ontology annotation, biological process: SCF-dependent proteasomal ubiquitin-dependent protein catabolic process. Lineage: Eukaryota; Viridiplantae; Streptophyta; Magnoliopsida; Celastrales; Celastraceae.
AUGCUCUCCCUCGUUAUCUCUUACUGGACUGGCCGUCUCCAGUUGCCUGAUGAGUCUGAGGAGAAGCUAAAGGCAUAUAACGCCGAGUUCUUGAAAGAGCAAAUCAUCGAUGAUCUGGCCAAGAUUUCGUUCGCUGCUAACUACCUCGAGAUCAAUGACUUGCUCGAUGUUUCGAAUCAGGCCAUUGCGGACCGCAUCAAGAACAGGAGCGUGGAGUACGUGAGGAAUUUGAAGUUCUGGGGGUUUGAUCCCAAAACAGAUUUCUGGACAAAGGAGGAAGAGGAGGAGCUUCGAACCAGCAACGCCUUUGCCUUUGAAGGCGUCGAUCCAGACGAUGAUGAUUCUCAAUCGUCCUCGUAG